This is a messenger RNA of Rhea pennata, 1602 nucleotides long. It is a transcript of the gene CDK5R1, whose product is annotated as cyclin dependent kinase 5 regulatory subunit 1. NCBI's taxonomy places the organism in Eukaryota, Metazoa, Chordata, Aves, Rheiformes, Rheidae. Gene Ontology annotation, cellular component: cytoplasm; growth cone; protein kinase 5 complex. The transcript has a single exon. Gene Ontology annotation, molecular function: protein kinase binding; cyclin-dependent protein serine/threonine kinase activator activity. Bases 37 to 930 code for a protein of 297 amino acids. The record is from RefSeq and is a predicted model, not a curated record. Gene Ontology annotation, biological process: axon guidance; brain development.
GGCGCGGGCGGCGGGGCCCGCCGGUCGGCCGGCGCCAUGGGCACGGUGCUGUCGCUGUCGCCGAGCUACCGGAAGGCCCCGCUGUUCGAGGAGGGGGCGGCCACGGUGGGGCACUACACGGCGGUGCAGAACAGCAAGAACGCCAAGGAGAAGGGCCUGAAGCGGCACUCGCUCAUCUCGGUGCUGCCCUGGAAGCGCAUCGCCGCCGUCUCCGCCAAGAAGAAGAGCUCCAAGAAGGUGCAGCCCAACGGCGGCUACCAGAGCAACGUGACCCACCUCAACAACGAGAACCUGAAGAAGUCGCUCUCCUGCGCCAACCUCGCCACCUUCGCGCCGCCGCCGCCCGCCGCCGCCGCCGCCGCCACCGCGCUCGCCUCGGCGCAGAAGGCGCCGCCGGCCGCGCCCGCCGCCGCCGCCACCCCGCGCCGCGUCGUGGUGCAGGCGUCCACGAGCGAGCUGCUGCGCUGCCUCGGCGAGUUCCUGUGCCGCCGCUGCUACCGCCUCAAGCACCUCUCGCCCACCGACCCCGUGCUCUGGCUGCGCUCCGUGGACCGCUCGCUGCUGCUGCAGGGCUGGCAGGACCAGGGCUUCAUCACGCCGGCCAACGUGGUCUUCCUCUACAUGCUGUGCCGGGACGUCAUCUCGGCCGAGGUGGCCUCGGACCACGAACUGCAGGCCGUGCUGCUCACCUGCCUGUACCUCUCCUACUCCUACAUGGGCAACGAGAUCUCCUACCCGCUCAAGCCCUUCCUGGUGGAGAGCUGUAAGGAGGCCUUCUGGGACCGCUGCCUCUCCAUCAUCAACCUCAUGAGCCCCAAGAUGCUGCAGGUCAACGCCGACCCGCACUACUUCACGCAGGUGUUCGCCGACCUCAAGAAGGAGAGCGGCGCCGAGGAGAAGAGCCGCCUGCUCAUCGGCCUCGACCGGUGAGCGGGGCCCGGCGCCGCCGCCGCCGCCGCCCCCGGGGACGCUCUGGCGGCCGAGCCCCCUCCGCUUCGUGUGUGUCCCCGUCCCCAUCCCCGCGCUUCGCUCCCCCCUUCCCCAAAACAGCCCCCUCACACCCCCCCCCCCGGCCUCCUCCUGCCCCCCCACCCGCCGCCGUCGGGGCGCGGACGCGCGGCUGCCGGCGCAGGGACAAGCGGGGGGGGGGGCGGCGAUUUUUUUUUUUAAAUCGGCUUGAAGGUCACGAGCGACCCCCCCCCACCCCCACCCGGGGCUUUAUCAGCCGUGGGUGAAGCCAGAUGUGCGAGGAGCUCCCGGCUAGACGGGCGUUAUUAGGGCGUUAAUGCAGACAAAGAGCUGGUACGGGGGAAAAAAUAUAUAUAUAUAUAUGUAUAUGUACACACACACACAUAUAUAUAUGUAUGUGUGUGUGAUUUUAUAUAUAUAUAUAUAUAUAUAUGUAUAUGUAUAGAUAUAUGUAUGUGACCGCCCCCCCGGGAGCUGCCGAGCGCAGGGAGCGGCUGCCGGAGUGUCCCCCCCCCCCCCCCCCAAUCUGAGCCAUUGCCCGACGGCGCCGCCGCCGCCGCUUCCCCGCUUAUACCCCGUUAAUUUAUUUAUUUUUAUUUUAUUUUUUCUCUUCGGGAGAGAGAGAGACUCGAC